AUGGAAAAUCAUUGUUUUGGCGACAUAAUAUUCGAGAUCCUAUCCCGGCUUCCUGCCAAGUCUCUCAUGCGAUUUAACUGUGUUUGUAAAACUUGGAACAGUUUGAUACGAGAUGAUCCCAACUUUGUCCAGUCCCACAUUGCUCGUUCUCAAGCCCCUCCCACUGCCACCCGCCUGUUGUUUGAUCUGUACUAUCAUGAUAACAAAAGAGAUGUUGCAGUAAAGGAGAAUAAAAAGCGACGAAUAGAAGGAUUUCCUUUAGAACUACAAGAGCCUCGUCAUUAUUUCAACUAUGAGAAGAUGCGUACUUGCUCUAAUCAUUGCAAUGGUCUCAUUUGCUUGUAUAACGUUGAAGAUACUCGAGUUUACCUGCUCAAUGUCACCACAGGAGAGAUAAAAGCUUUGUCAUUCUCCGUGAACGAUGUGAAAUCCCCAUUAUAUCCUCCUAGAUUAUGUCUGGGAUUUGAUUUGGUGAUGGAAAAAUACAAGUUACUUCAACUUUUCGUGGAAUACAACAACAAUAAACUUGUAACAAAGAUGAGAAUUCGAACUCUAGGAAGGGAUUCUUACUGGAGAAACUGUUGUCAUAUGUCAUCAACUGUUUCCCCUUUAAGAAGUAAUUUCCUCAAUGGGGUUCUUUAUUGGGUUCACUGUCCAUGCAGUCGUAUCUUCUACUUCGACUUGACAAAGGAAGAGCUUCAGAGUUUUUCACUUCCAGAAGAAUAUAGUCAUUUUGCAGUAUUGGAUAGUAUGCAAACUGCACUAAGGGGAAAACUGGUCAUGCAUUGCUUUAAUACAGAAAUUAAUUUUAGCAAUUAUAUAUACGAUGAGCUUGUUAAACCGAAGAAAGUAGAGGAAAAUAAUCCACCAUUAAUGGAGAAUUUCAAGGAGGAGAACAGUUACAGAGAGAAUUUUGUAAAGAGAAGUAGAGAGAGAAAAAUUUUGUUUUGUAUUACUUGAGAGAGAGUUCUCUAAUGCUGAUACAUGUCUAUUUAUACAACUCAUUCACUAGCUGAAAAUAUCUUGUAACUAACUACCUCUAACUACCUAGUUGUUGUUCUAGAAUAUUCUAGAAGCGUACAUGCAUAAAUACCACUAAGUAAAAUUAUCUACGACCAGCUACUUUGUACUUAGACUUUGCAGCUCAACACUCCCCCUCAAGUUGAGAAUGUAAGUAUAUGUCUUUCAUUCCCAACUUGGAAACCAGAUAAACAUGUUGCUGAUGUCCCAGUGCUUUAGUCAUCACAUCUGCUGGUUGUUCUUGACUACCAAUGUGUAUUGUCUUGAUUAAUCCGCAUUGUAUCUUCUCCCUAAUAAAGUGACAGUCGAUCUCUAUAUGCUUGGUCCUUUCAUGGUAAAUUGGGUUAGCAACAAUUUGUAGAGCUGCUUUAUUAUCACAGUGUAACGUCAUAGGUAACUCCACAUCCAUUGUAAGUUCUGUUAUCAGCCCUUUC
Molecule: messenger RNA, 1454 nt
Organism: Capsicum annuum
Lineage: Eukaryota; Viridiplantae; Streptophyta; Magnoliopsida; Solanales; Solanaceae
Product: putative F-box protein At3g24700
Exons: 1
Coding region: 1-960 (319 amino acids)
Molecular function (GO): protein binding
Source: RefSeq, a predicted model, not a curated record